GGCGUCAGGUCCAGCCAAGGCUUUUCCCAAAGACUUGUCUGAAGACAUCAAGCUCCACCGGUUCAGAAGCUUCAGGUUCCGUCAUGACGAUGGAUCCUAGAUAUAAAUCAGUUGAUGCAGAUAAGGACCUGGUGGACUGGAGAAAGCCUCUGCUUUGGCAAGUGGGCCACCUAGGUGAGAAGUACAACGAAUGGGUGCACCAGCCAGUGGACCGGCCUAUUCGCCUGUUCUAUUCGGAUUUCAUGGAGACCCUCUCCAAGGCAACAUGGUACGUUGUCUGUAUGUUCUGGCUACCAGUGAUGUUCCUCCUCAGCUGGCACUGCUACAUGACACUUGCCCAAGGCAACACCCAGCUGUUCUCCUCCUUCACAUCAGCCUAUGCCAUUCCCAUUCACAAAUACUGGUUCCCAUUGCUCUUUCUUAUGGGGAUAUUCACCUGGUCCCUGGUGGAGUAUCUCAUUCAUCGCUUCAUCUUCCACAUGAAUCCUCCUGCCAGCAGCUACUAUCUGAUUACCUUGCAUUUCCUGCUGCACGGCCAGCAUCAUAAGUCCCCGUUCGAUAGCUCCCGCCUGGUCUUCCCACCUGUGCCAGCCUCCCUGCUUGCUUUACUUUUCUACGUUCUUGCCCGCGUGGUUUGCCCUGGAGUCUUUGGGGUCUCCAUCCUGUGCGGAGGGGUCUGUGGCUACCUUAUUUAUGACAUGAUGCAUUAUUACUUGCACUACGGCUCACCCAGAGAAGGCACCUACCUGUACAGACUGAAGAUCUAUCACAGCAAGCACCAUUUUGAACACCAGAAUGCAGGGUUUGGUAUUUCCAGCCGAUUCUGGGACCAUCCCUUUCAGACGCUGAUUCCUGAAGAAACUGCUAAGAAAGAUUAGUCUCCGGGGUGCCUGCCUGGCCUGUUGCUGUGUUGAUAGUCCUUUGGUGGGACUUUGCAAAGCUGAGGAGCGGGGCUUGCAACAGGACUGUGGCCCAGAGCGGGGAGAGAACUGACUUUCCGUUUCAUGCUGCUUUUUGUGGCCUUAUUCCUUGGGGUUCUAGGGGGAACAGUGCCUUAAGAGGCCCGGGGCUCUGAAGAAGCAAAUGGUGGGGAGAGGGCCAAACUAUAUCUCAGUGUCAUAGUCAGGGACAGGUGCGAGGAGAGAAAUCCUGCUCAGCUCUAUUUCCAAGCACCCCAAAAUUCAGUGGUACCUCUACUUUUUGUAACAUAAAUGAUUGAAUGUAUACCUAUGACAUCUAAGGAGAUCUUGUGACAGAGCAUGACUCACAAGGGGCUCUGGACUCCUAGAUAUCCUGGUUGCUAGCACGGGUUUUGUGGGUGAGAGAAAGGAUGCAUGGUGGAACGAGAGGAACUCUGUCAAAACCUUUGGGGUGAGUGUGGAUUAGGGAUCUGCAUGGACCUAGCUUGGUUGCUCUUUGUUGCUCUUUGGAGAACAUGGUGGAAAGGGUCAGCCAGGAUUCCCAACUCGGUGCUGAUCUCUUGGGAGAAGGAUGGAGACCCACUUCAGCAGGUAUAUCAAGCCUGACUGAAAAUGGGUUGACUUUACUGUAAAUUGGCCAGUUGAAAAGAUUCAAAUCAUGUACUGUGGAAUUAUACAAAACUAGUGUUCUUACUUUAGCUGGAUUCAAAGGCCCAGUAGAUUCUGAAGAAUCCUCCCCUCCAUUCUUGCUGCUUUUCUGGUGGUUGCCAUUAUGAUAUUAUAAGCCAAGAAUGAAAGUGUGUCAAGCAAGGGUAAAAGAAAAGGCAAACUUCCCCUUUCUUCUUUUUUGUCUUCCUGUGCCCUUAAUACUUUAGUCUCAAGUGGCACUCCGUAAUUGCAGUCACUAUCACAGUCUGACUCAUAUUACCUUUAUCUUUUGUUUUGUAAAAGUCACCAAUUGCCUGCACUCUUUAAUAGUAAGAAAAAACAUUCCCACGAAGGUCUGGUUCGUUUGUUUAAUUUAAUUCCAAUUGAUUCAAAAGCACUUUCACCCAAAAAAUAAUCUUUCAAAAUAACUGUCCUCUUUAUCCGUUUUAAACU
This is a messenger RNA of Python bivittatus (Burmese python), 2021 nucleotides long. Lineage: Eukaryota; Metazoa; Chordata; Lepidosauria; Squamata; Pythonidae. The record is from RefSeq and is a predicted model, not a curated record.